AUGUCUACCCAAAGACUGUCUGUGCUUUCUCCCCUUCUGUUCUUCUGCUUCUUCAGAGAGAGUUUCUCCAUUUGUGACGGAACAACGUGGACAAAGGUUGGAUGGGAGAUUUUUCCAGAGGAAGUGCACUACCUGAAAGUUAAGGUUCCCCCAUCCAGCUGCCUGCCUUACCCUCUGGACAAACUCUGCUGCAACUUUGCUAACAUGGACCUCUUACAGAGCUCCUUACACCUCACUUACAUCUUAGCGCAAGCUCUCUGCUUAAUCCUGUUUGCUUUAUCUGUGCAUUACCUAUGGAUGAAAUGGACAAGACACCAAAAAAAGCUGAAAAAGCAAGCUUCCUUAGAGAAACAAGCUAACGGCCUAGACCUGAGCCCAUCCAUCCAUGACAUUGAACAAAUCCUCUGCAGACUACUGGCCACAACAUCAAUGAUGACCAAGUUCCUGAAGCACGUGUCUCACCACUCUUCUGUUAAGAAAGCUAAGCAACAACGUAAAUUAAGGAAGAAGAAGAGUAAGGGAGAAGAGGAGCAGAGGAACGCUGCCACCCCGAAGCUCGUGCAGAUGUAGCUUGGUCAAGUGCGGAGAGUGUAA
This is a messenger RNA of Mus caroli (Ryukyu mouse), 594 nucleotides long. It is a transcript of the gene Tex50, whose product is annotated as testis expressed 50. NCBI's taxonomy places the organism in Eukaryota, Metazoa, Chordata, Mammalia, Rodentia, Muridae. The record is from RefSeq and is a predicted model, not a curated record.